Molecule: messenger RNA, 961 nt
Organism: Zychaea mexicana
Lineage: Eukaryota; Fungi; Mucoromycota; Mucoromycetes; Mucorales; Lichtheimiaceae
Exons: 2
Coding region: 1-597 (198 amino acids)
Biological process (GO): positive regulation of transcription by RNA polymerase II
Molecular function (GO): protein dimerization activity; DNA-binding transcription factor activity, RNA polymerase II-specific; RNA polymerase II cis-regulatory region sequence-specific DNA binding
Source: RefSeq, a predicted model, not a curated record
AUGACCAACACCAAUGCAAACCUAGUGAUCGCACCAUUGUCGUCGUCUACUGCCGCGAAUUCAGGUGUCGCUCACCCCAACGAAGCACUGCCUGGCGCUGCUGCUGCUGCUGCUGCUGCUGCUGCUCAACAACAACAACAACAACAGACAGGUGACAUUGUGUUUGACGAUGGUCAAGGCGAUGAUGAAGACGAAGAUUCAAAACCAUCCCCAUCACAGCCUACCAAGAAUAAACACGCUGGACGACGCAAGAUCAAAAUUGAAUACAUUACAGACAAGACACGUCGGCACAUUACCUUUUCCAAACGUAAGGCUGGAAUCAUGAAAAAGGCAAGUGCCUAUGAGCUGAGCACAUUGACAGGGACUCAGGUAUUAUUGCUUGUCGUGUCUGAAACAGGGCUUGUGUAUACGUUCACCACGCCAAAGCUACAGCCGCUGGUAACCAAACCGGAGGGCAAGAAUUUGAUCCAGGCUUGUUUGAACGCACAGGAUUCACCGGUGGAACAGCAGUCGUCUCCUUAUGUAGGUUUAUGGAACAAUAAAUUGUGCAUUGUCGUUAUUCUUACUGGGAACCCUAUUUUCCAUCCGUUUUUGUAGUAAACGCCCCUCGCUUUUUGAUGGUAUUGUUAAUAUUACAUAGGAUCUUCGUCAGGGAUGGCUCCCACGUUGAUAACCAGUAUCCUUGAUACAUACACUUUCUGACAAUACACAUCCCACCCUCCCCUUCCCCCACCCCACCCCACCCCCAACAUCACACACGGUAUAUACAACACUCCAUGCGCGCAGACGAUCAACUCUUCUUUGACAACGACAGCAGCAACAGCAACACUACGGCAGCCACACAAACACAAAGCAUCUAUAUAUUAUUAUACCAGGAUCCCAUUCUUUUUCUUCUUCAUUUCGUUCAACCAACUUUCCCCUCCCCACUCUUUUUCUUUUUCCCCACAUAAAAAGAUCCUCA